AUUAUUUUGAUUUGUUUUUGCCCAACUCUGAUUUCUGUUCUCCAACAGCUUAUCAUCCACUUUCCAUGAAUAAUCUUUAAUUACGUCUUAUUUUACACCAUUUUUAUCUAUCGUGUUUACAUUUACGAAAUAAAAAUACGGAAUUUCUAAAUCGAUAAUUCCGAAAACGUUAUGAAUGUGGCGACGUUCGUCCCACAGAUACUGCUGACCGCGGUUACACCAUGACCAGUCGCGGUUUGUUCCACGACUGGUUAUGUUGUACCGCGCGUCAUACCUCUUAUCAAAAAUAAAACAAAUUUUUUUCUCUUUUUUUUUGGUCGCGUUUUUGUCAACGGUCAUACUCCUGUUUUUCGUACUCGUGUUAUUCGUGCUCUUAUUAUUCUUUAUUUGUUUGAUUUAAUAAAAUAAACCUCUUCUCUUUCAAAGUUGUGGUUGCAUUUGUUAGUCGUUAGAAGUCUUUAAUCCCAACAUAGUGUAACCGCCACACGAAGUUAUUUUUUAAAGAUUACGCUUAUCAGUGGAAUUAUGCUAUCACAGAACGUUGUGUUCUCCCAACGUGAGUGAUUUCGUUGCUACGCACACCACGCUCGUCCGGAAUACUACGUUCUUAUCACGUACGAAGUUAACUGGCAAAGUUCGUACUGGUGCGUUAUACUAUAGUGUCCAUGAACGAAAAGCCACUUGGACCUCAGACUAUAUGAAAAUAAUAACAAAAUUUAAUAAUCCAAUGACAUUUAAGUAGGUAGUAAUAAAAAAGUGCUUGGACGUCAACCGAUGUAACGUGUUGUGCUCCGGUAUCGUAUAUCAACAUUCAUCUAUAGUAAAAUUGGUUCAUUCGCAAUGAGUUUGUUAUUGAAAAUUCCUGAAUCUUACAGAAGCAUUGCGACCAUUGCCAUCAAAGGAAUGAGCAACGAUUGUGACACAGUGAUCUGUACAAUUGAUAAGAAGCUGUUGACUUUUUAUAAAGGUUGUUUGAUGAAAAAGUGUAACGUUGAUGUCGAAGUCAAACAUUUAGAACCCUUUGUCGAAUAUGAGCAAAAUAUUGAAGUUUAUUAUGUUUUACACGGAGACGAAAAAGUUAUCAUAGUUAAAGAAGGAACUAGUCUUGAGAUUAUAAAAACAUAUGUUAAUGUAUAUGAAAUAGUUAUUAGUGAUCAUAGUAAUUCAGGAUCACCUCAACUUUAUAUGAGAACUGACAAAGGUUUUGAAUGCUCAGAUAUUAUUGAAAAUAAGGAUCAAAGUACUUCUAAAUUUAAUCAAUUUCAAGAAACAUCAGUUGUAUACACUUUUUGUCUAAAAAAAUUACAACAAUUAAAAAUAUUAUAUGAUACAGAACAGUUUAAACUAUCACAAAAAUCCAAAUGUUUCAUAAAUGCCAUGACACAAGUAUCCAGCAAUGAUGAUACUUCUGAUUUUAAAUUGUCUUCAAAUAUAAUUGCAAAGAAUUCUUGGUUAAAAUUAUCCAAUAAAAAUCUUGUAUAUGGAUUUACUCUUCAAAAUACUUCAAAAUUGUUGAUAUCAAAUUUUAAUACAAUACUUAUAGAGAACAAUAAAAAAAUUUGGUCAGAAUUUUGUGUAAAAUGUUGGACAGUUGAGAAAACCAAAAAUGUUUUUAAUUUUCAUAGUUGUGAUGAUAAUAAUAGCAUGUCAUCUAACAUCGAAAAAAGUAUUUUCAAGAUAAAUGCUAAUAGUUCAAUCAUAGUUGCAAGUGUGAUUGAUAAUUGGAGCAGUAAAUCACUUCCAUAUUCUAUAAAUAGUAUAGUGUAUAUCAGUCAUGACAAUUUUGAUAGAAUACAAUACAUUAGUACAGAUGAAAUUAUUGUUACUGCAAACUUAUUUUUGGAUAAAGAAUUUGAUUCAUUUGUUAAAAAUAGUGUUUAUCUUGAAGAUUUAGUGGUCUUACAUUGUUCUAAACUAUUAUCUCGUUAUCAAAUUAAAUGUACUGUAUGUUAUCAAGAUUUAAAAAGUGUAAUGAUAAACAACUUUAAGUUUAGUACAAAACAUGAAUGGUUUGUGCACAGCUCUUUGUCAUGGUUAAGAACUAUUGUAUGCCAUUUGAAUCCAGUAUCACCAGUGGAGUAUAUACUUGAAGUAUUUUCUGACUCUAUGGUGUACACAAAGACAUUUAUUCAAGUGCUUUCUACGAUGUUACCUGAUCAUGCUAUUAUAAAUUGUUUGAAUAAAAAAAUACCAACAUAUUUAAAUUUUGAUGCUAUUUUGCAAGAUUUAAGGGAACUUCGGAAAGUAUUUAUGGAGUAUUUGGAUGGACAAAUAAUGAUACCAAGGAAACAAUGGAAUAGUACUCGGUCUAAAUUAUCGUUUACCUGAUACGUCGAAAACGUCGCCGCGAUGGUGCCGGGUGAUGGACACCGCGGUGGAGACGACGUCCAACAGCGCUCCGAACAG
Molecule: messenger RNA, 2406 nt
Organism: Sipha flava (yellow sugarcane aphid)
Lineage: Eukaryota; Metazoa; Arthropoda; Insecta; Hemiptera; Aphididae
Exons: 10
Coding region: 841-2328 (495 amino acids)
Source: RefSeq, a predicted model, not a curated record